This is a messenger RNA of Arabidopsis arenosa, 1512 nucleotides long. Lineage: Eukaryota; Viridiplantae; Streptophyta; Magnoliopsida; Brassicales; Brassicaceae. The record is from the annotation of a GenBank genome assembly.
AGAAAUGAUGGUUUUCGAAAGGCUCUAGCUUUCUCAAAUCCAGAUUUUGCUGAGGAGCUCGUUGAAAGAAUGCAAAAUAGACCAUCUCUCUCUUGUCCUUUGUCUUACAGAUCGUUUCUCUUUCAACGUGAUAUUAGAGGACACUACUAGAUGCAGUGAGGUCCUUUGUAUUAUUGGACCUUGAGUUGUCUUGUCCAAGUGGGAUAACCUUUUUAAUAUCAAUAAGUUCAACAGAUAGUGAACUUUUUUUGGUCUCGUGAGUUUUCUUUUUCGGGCUUGAUGGGUAAAGAGAAUCAGUUGGAGACAACAAAUUGUGGAGUCAAUGAUCACGAUUGUCCACCCGUCAAGAACGAAGAACUAGCAGCUGAGGCGCGUUAUAGUACAGACAGUGACUCGGGUUUGCCAACCUGUCGUGUAUGCCAUUCUGCAGAAUCUGACAGACGAGGAGAUACUGCCUUGGGGUUUUUGGGGAUUACUCCUCCGGUUCCAGACGCUCGUAAAAGCAAUGCAGACGAAAACGCUGAUGAUGUCAGCAAAGCUACAGAGUCUGAGCUGAAGAAUUCUGUCGUCAAAAGCAAUGGAAGGGAAUCUGGCUUCAUCGAAAUAACAAGUCCUGAUGCGGAAGUUUUCAUUUGCACAAAUGAUAUAGAAAUGGGAAUCCAGCAGCAUCAGGAUGCAUUGCUUGAGCUUGGAUGUUCUUGCAAAAACGAGCUUGCUUUGGUACACUACGCUUGCGCACUCAAGUGGUUUCUCAACCAUGGAUCCACCGUGUGUGAAAUCUGUGGACAUCCUGCAGAAAAUAUAAAGACUGCUGAUUUCAACAAAGUGGUCAUUGCCUUGAGAGAUUACACAGCACUAAGAGAAAGAACCGCCGAUGGAGGAGAUCCAAUCCCUGUAUUACCGGUGAGUACAGAUUCAACCAUAGAUUCAGAUGAAGUUGCUGCCAUUCGAAGGCAACGACUUAGUGAGAUAUCGUCAUGGUUUGGUCCCCAUUCCCUGAACAACAACAACAAUAGUUCUGUUGCGGCUUCUCAGGCUAUUCCUGACCAACCUUUAGGUGUUGUGAACUUUGACAUCUUACCUAUGGAAAGCCGUGCAACUAAAUGGGCUGUGGAAGGUACUGGGAUUCUACUUGCUACCGGUUUACUCACUGUUACUUUGGUGUGGCUCAUUGCCCCUCGUGUUGGAAAGAAAACUGCUAGGAGCGGACUUCACAUCCUUCUUGGUGGUCUCUGUGCUUUAACAAUAGUCAUCUUCUUCAGAUUUGUUGUGCUCACUAGAAUCAGGUAUGGUCCUGCACGCUACUGGGCAAUCUUAUUCAUCUUCUGGUUUCUUGUGUUUGGUAUUUGGGCUUCUCGUUCUAAUGCUUCUCACAAUAACCCUUGAAUUCACCAUCUCCUUUCUCCUCUCUCUCUCUCUCACUCGUGUCUCUAUCUAUCUGAGUCUGUAUUCUUCUCAUGGAGAAAAAUGUACAUUGCUUCAUUAAAGAAAAAAUAAGCUCAUGCCUCAUUG